CAUAAUAAAGGCAAUUCAUGUGAAAUUUAUGCUAGAUUCUACUUGCUUACCUUUGGUUUCUCCUCACUCUAGAUCUAUGUUGAUACUUGUUACCUUUUCUCUCUCUUCAUAUCCCUUUGUUCGACAUCGGGUCAUCCUCCGAGGCAACAAAGUCACUGAUGAAACUUUCGGAUGGAGAAGCUCACUUAAAUGGAGAAUGGACACUUUGACAGUUCUCGGAAAACACCAUGGUCGAAGGGGUGAAAAUUGGGAAUGAUUUAAUGAUUUCUGGUUCAAAUUGGAGUAAUUUUGGACGAAGAAAUAGAAAAGAGCAUAGUGAAAUUUAGGGUAAUUUUGGCCGGCGAGAGAAAUUGUAAGGGAAUCUCUGUUUAUUUCUAUGACUGCGGUACAGUAGACCGCGGGAUCAAUGGAUGUCGUUGCCUGUGAUACUAAUUUUGACGUGUGAAGAUUUACUGUUUAGCUUGGAAUCAUCGGGAUUUUUUACUAGAUUCUUCUAAAUUUGGGCAUAAAAAUAAAAUUUGAUGGUUUUUUGGAUCGGAAUAAAGUAAACCAUCAGUUUAGUGGAUUGUCCAUCCAAAUCUGACUCAUUGCUACGUGUACUCUGGAGUGUCUAGUCUACAAUCUAGCCCUAAAAAAGCUAUCUUUUGGGAGUCUUUGCCUUCAUCCGUCUCCAUUUCCACCAUUUCUUCAGCAGGAAUUCAGAAUACGAGGCAGUGGAUGGACACUGCAGUUUUGUCUUUGACCGGAACGAAUCAAGUCAUUAACACCCGAAAAUUUCAACAUUUUCAAAUAUUUUUUAACCCUAAAUGCGGAAGCCAUAAAUCGCGCUGCUUGUCUGCAGUUUCUAGGGUUCGAACGGUUAGGUGUGCAAUGAAAUCUUACAAGCUGUCGGAGCUCAGUCAUGCUGAGAUCAAUGGUCUUAAGGCUCGACCUCGCAUUGAUUUCACUUCCAUUUUCCGUGUGGUGCAACCCAUUGUGGAUGAUGUGCAAAGUAGAGGAGAUGCUGCUGUUGUAGAUUAUACCUUGAUGUUCGACAAAGUUGUAUUGGACAAAGUGGUAGAGGUUGUUUCUGAUCUUCCAGACCCAGAGCUAGAUCCAGCUGUGCAGGAAGCGUUUGAUGUGGCAUAUGACAAUAUAUUUGCAUUUCAUCUUGCUCAAAGGGCUCCCGAGAAUAUUAUCGAGAAUAUGAAGGGUGUCAGAUGCAAAAGAAUAGCCAGGGGCAUCGCUGCUGUGGGUUUAUAUGUCCCAGGGGGAACUGCUGUCUUACCAUCAACUGCGUUAAUGCUUUCAGUGCCUGCUAAGAUUGCUGGAUGCAAGACUAUUGUUCUUGCAACUCCUCCAAGUAGUGAUGGAAGCGUAUGCAAGGAGGUGCUUUAUUGUGCCAAGAGAGCUGGUGUUACUCACAUAUUAAAAGCCGGAGGGGCUCAGGCAAUUGCAGCCAUGGCUUGGGGUACUGCAUCAUGCCCAAAGGUUGAGAAAAUUUUUGGACCUGGAAAUCAGUAUGUUACAGCUGCAAAAAUGAUUCUCCAAAACAGUGAAGCCAUGGUUUCCAUAGACAUGCCUGCAGGCCCAUCGGAGGUUUUAGUCAUCGCAGACAAGCAUGCCAACCCAGUCUAUAUAGCUGCUGAUCUACUCUCUCAAGCAGAACAUGGUCCAGAUAGUCAGGUUGUUCUUGUCAUUGCUGGAGAUGAUGUAGACAUCAGUGCCAUUGAGAGUGAAAUUAGUAAACAAUGUGCAAACCUUCCAAGAGGAGAAUAUGCUUCAAAAGCACUUGCCCAUAGCUUCACUGUGUUUGCUCGAGAUAUGGUUGAGGCUAUCUCGUUCUCAAACUUGUAUGCUCCAGAACAUUUAAUUAUUAAUGUUAAAGAUGCAGAGAGAUGGGAGGGUCUUAUUGAGAAUGCAGGUUCUGUGUUUUUGGGCCAAUGGAGCCCAGAAAGCGUAGGCGACUACGCAAGUGGUACGAACCAUGUCCUCCCAACUUAUGGGUAUGCGAGGAUGUACAGUGGAGUUUCAUUAGACUCCUUCCUCAAGUAUAUAACUGUGCAAUCUCUAACAGAAGAAGGGCUAAGGAAGCUAGGUCCAUACGUAGCGAAGAUGGCAGAGGUUGAAGGAUUAGAAGCUCACAAGAGGGCUGUUACUCUCAGGCUCCAGUCUGUAGAAGCGGCUCUCCCCAUAUAAACCUGUGAUUGUUAUCUUUUUCGAUGAUUUAUAAUUUGGAACAAUAAUACCAAUAAACUGAAUUUUUUUGUACCUAUUCAUUCAGGCGAUCAGCUAUGACAUUUUCUUCUUCAUUUUUUGCCGCUUAGAAAGUCUUUGUUUUAACCAUUUGUUGAUGCUGAAUGAAGUGUAGAACUCAGCAGUGUUGUUUAUUGGUAAUUACAUGUCAACCUGAGUAUAUAUAAGAAAUUCACCAACA
This is a messenger RNA of Asparagus officinalis (garden asparagus), 2416 nucleotides long. Its product is annotated as histidinol dehydrogenase, chloroplastic. Gene Ontology annotation, molecular function: NAD binding; metal ion binding; histidinol dehydrogenase activity. Gene Ontology annotation, cellular component: cytoplasm; chloroplast stroma. The record is from RefSeq and is a predicted model, not a curated record. Gene Ontology annotation, biological process: L-histidine biosynthetic process. The coding region runs from base 718 to 2178 and encodes 486 amino acids. The transcript is spliced from 15 exons. NCBI's taxonomy places the organism in Eukaryota, Viridiplantae, Streptophyta, Magnoliopsida, Asparagales, Asparagaceae.